GGGGAGCGCCGCCCCCUGCGCCACCGGCCCGGCUUCCACCGCAUCGACCGCACCGUGCUGCUGGGCGCACUGCCGCUGCGUGCGCGGAGCUCCCGGCUGGUGCAGGAGGAGAACGUGCGCGCCGUGCUGACCCUCAACGAGGACUACGAGACCCGCUUCCUCUGCUGCUCGGCGCGGGAAUGGGAGGCCAUGGGAGUAGAGCAACUGCGUCUCAGCACAGUGGACCUGACUGGAGUCCCCACACUUGAAAAUCUGCAGAAAGGUGUUGAAUUUGUCCUGAAACACCAAGAAUGUGGUAACAGUGUUUAUGUGCACUGUAAGGCAGGCCGGUCACGCAGUGCCACCAUGGUAGCAGCAUAUUUAAUUCAAGUGCACAAUUGGAGCCCUCAAGAAGCAAUAGAAGCCAUUGCAAAGAUCCGUCCCCACAUCCUCAUCCGCCACAAACAGGUCCAGGUCUUGGAGAGAUUUCACAAGCUUGUGAUUGCUGGGACAGCUUCACAAAGUGAGCAAAAGCCAUAAGAGGCCACCUUCUGACUCCCCCCAAACAACUUUGAAUCUUAGUGAAUAAGAGUCAUGCUUCUCAGCCACCAAUAAAGAACUUCUUCAACUCAUUCUUGUAAUGGUGAGUUUAGGUUCUUCCUAACUCCAUGUCAUUAUAAUGCAUAAUCUA
Molecule: messenger RNA, 670 nt
Organism: Alligator sinensis (Chinese alligator)
Lineage: Eukaryota; Metazoa; Chordata; Crocodylia; Alligatoridae
Gene: PTPMT1
Product: protein tyrosine phosphatase, mitochondrial 1
Exons: 4
Biological process (GO): protein dephosphorylation
Molecular function (GO): phosphatidylglycerophosphatase activity; protein tyrosine/serine/threonine phosphatase activity; phosphatidylinositol-4,5-bisphosphate 5-phosphatase activity
Source: RefSeq, a predicted model, not a curated record